AUGCAGUCUGCAUUUGUAGUCAUACUAAAGGAUGGAAAUGCUUUGUUACCCUGUUCCCUCAGCACCAAGCAGAACAUUGAACAAGGACACUUUGACUUGAAUAAAGUUGCUCAGAAUAAUGAAAAACAGAAGGAGGUGUUCCGGUACAAUCAAGGCAGACAUUCCAAUACUGGCUUUGGAUCUCAGGAUGAAGAGUUUAAAGGUCGAGUCUCUCAUUUUCAAGAAGAACUGAAACACGGCAACGCCUCCAUCAUCAUCAGAAAUACGAGACUGACUGACAGUGGAAACUACACCUGUACUUUUACUGAGCCGCGUCAAACGUUCCACAUUAAGCUUGUUGUUGGUGGUGUCUUAAAAGACAGAUCAGAUAAAAACAUCAGAGCUAAGAAGCCAUUCAUCACAGCACUUGAGCAAACAAAAGACUGGUCACGGCUGCAGUGUGAGGUUCAUGGUGCUUCUCCAAAACCUAAAGUAGAGUGGAAGGACAGUUCUGGAAACAAACUUCCUGCUGAAGAACUACAGGUCACAGACAGAGGAGGCAGCUAUGACAUCAUCCUCCAAACUACUGUGACCAAGACUGACUACUAUCACUGUGUGGUCACACAGGAGGAAAUCAACCAUCAGACUGAAGCAAAGAUUCAUGUUUACAUCAGUGGGUCCACUGGAUGGGUUGUUGUUGUUUCAGUUUUCUGCACUCUUUUGGUUGGUGGUGUUAUUCUGACUGUGCUUGUCUACAAGGGUUGCAUCACACUUAACUGUAAGAAAGGUUCACCAGCAGAUCACAAGGAAGGUUCAGCAGUCCCUCUUAAUGGUCAACCCAGUCGGUCACAGGAGGCACCUGAUCCAGAAACCUAACUGUCUCUGCAUGUGUUGUAAAGUUUGCUGCUGAAGGAUGUGAACUGUGUUAAUGUAAACUCUGUGAGAAGCAGUUUGAGUUUUAGAUCAGACUGUAUGUUUGUGAGGACAAUUUGGCUGAUCUUGUUUUUCACAUUACAGUUAAAAUUAGUCUCAGGUUAAGGUCAGGAUCAGGGUUGUGGUUAGACAGAUAGUUGUGAUGGUAGAAGGGUGGAAGUGAUAUUGUCGGGGUGAAUGUGUAUUCAGCUCAUUCUGCCUUCAUAUGGAGACAUCAUGACAACAAUCUGUCCCUGAACUUAACCUAGUGUUGUUUAUACGCUGUCCUCACAUUGAGUUCUCCCCAUAAAGAUCACAGACAGCAACAUAACAGCACGCCUGCUCUCUGAGCUAAUUUUAAUAUCUAAGAGAACUGGAGAUCUUGUGAUGAGCUCACUCAGUCGCAACUUAAAAAGAAAGAAAGCCAGGGGUGUCAAGUGGGGGCUAGUGGCUCCUUCCCUUCUUCCUACCUUCCUACUCUUGGCCCCUGUACUCAGACCACAGCCAUCUUUGAACUGCCUUCAUUUGAUCUCAACUACACAUCUAUUAAGUUUUGUGUGUGCGUUUUGCAUGGUUGUAACGCUCUCGCAUUGACUAAUGACUGUCCACAGGAAGACACACACAUACUCACACUCACACACACACACACACACACACACACACACACACACACGUGUGCGCGUGCUUCAGGUCUUGUAGCACUGUAUUGCGGCACAGGAGUUAUUAAUUUAGUGUCUUUUUAUUGGUGUAUUUAAUAUGAACUGUUCACUUUAAUCUGUUUUAAUUUUGGCCUUACAAAAUAAAAGUUGGACCACAUGUUAGUUCAGUGAUAAGAACGAGACAGAGGUCAGUUACACAGAGACAGACUGGAGUUAAUAAGGUGACAACAGAAGAGAGGAAGUUUCCUUCAAUGCUGACAGAACUGAUUAUUAAUGAAUCCUUCUGUUCAGUGCCAAUUAAAUUAACAGUUUGUGUUAAAGUCUGAUAUAUAAUGUGUAUAUAGUGACUGAGUUCCACUGUGUGUGUGGCUUUAAGAGGAAAAACUGUUUUUUAAAUGAUGGCUUCUUGUGCUUUGUUCUGUGUGGAUUUUCUUCUAUUGUUUUUAUAUUCUGAUUAUUUUAUGCAUGUUGUUUUUAAGAUUGAUUUCAUUUCCAGGCAGCACAGAUCUUCAUAUCACAUUUAAUGCUUCAUUUCUGUCCAAACGUUUGAAUAAAACAUGAAAAAUGUCAAA
Epinephelus lanceolatus (giant grouper) is the source of this 2122-nucleotide messenger RNA. Lineage: Eukaryota; Metazoa; Chordata; Actinopteri; Perciformes; Serranidae. The record is from RefSeq and is a predicted model, not a curated record.